Aureobasidium melanogenum CBS 110374 is the source of this 1056-nucleotide messenger RNA. RefSeq names its product SET domain-containing protein. The coding region runs from base 1 to 1056 and encodes 351 amino acids. NCBI's taxonomy places the organism in Eukaryota, Fungi, Ascomycota, Dothideomycetes, Dothideales, Saccotheciaceae. The record is from RefSeq and is a predicted model, not a curated record. The transcript has a single exon. Gene Ontology annotation, cellular component: nucleus. Gene Ontology annotation, molecular function: protein binding.
AUGUCAGCACCAGCAUCUCUUCACGCUUCAACAAUAUUUGCCGUCCGCGAAACAGCAGAAUCUGGACGAGGAGUUUACGCGACUCAAUUCAUACCGAAGGGUACGCUUCUCUUUGAGACGGCAGAGAUCGCAGCCAGCGUCAUCUAUCGCGAAUACUGGAAAGAAGUCUGCUCGCAAUGCUUUCUUUAUGACAGAGGUCGGAAUUGGCGCAUUCGAGAUGCAAAAGCUGGAUUGGCAUUCUGCAGUGAAGAAUGUCAAAAAACAUGGAAGAGCGAUGAGGUGAACAAUGAAGAAGCGGCAAUUGCGAUUGAGGGAUUAGGAAAGACAGGACAAUCCAACACGUCAGAUCCGGAUGAAGAUCCAGAACACCUCCUCCCUCGACCAACAGUACAAGAGAUAGAGGAAGCAUGGGCGACAGCAGAAGAGACGGCUACAAAGAUUCGCGCUGCACGAACGUCCACGAAACCCUCAAAACCUGAACGCCGCCUUCUGACACAAAUUCUCGCUACACCACCGAUACGCGGUGUAAUAGCCUACCAGCUACCAGCCCUGUUGACAGUCGCAAACUCGCCGUCAUUAUGGUCCGAUGUGCUGAUUCUCGAGUCGGAAGCCAUGCCGUAUAUCUCACCAGCAGACCUCAAGUUUCAGAUCACCAGUUAUCACCACCUCUUAGCUUGCGCACCACUCUCCCUCCUCGAGCAUAUUACUGCAACCAAUCUCCGCACAUUGGCAGCAAAAUCAUCACAUAAUGUCUUUAAUAUUUGGUCGCAAGAUUUGGACGAGGAUACAAGUGGUGGUAGCGAGUGUCUAGGUUACGGACUGUGGACGGCAGCCAGCUAUUGGAAUCAUAGCUGUGGACCAAAUAUACGAAAGAGGCGCGAGGGACGGAUGUGGAAGUUCUGGGCGGACAGAGAUGUACAGGUCGGCGAGGCACUAUGCAUCAGUUAUCUGGGUGGUGAUGAGAAGCAUAUGACGAGAAGCGAGAGGAGGGAGAAGCUCAAAGAGCAUUGGAAGUUUGACUGUGCCUGUGCAAGAUGCGAAGAGGAGGCCAGUUAG